Molecule: messenger RNA, 1266 nt
Organism: Lolium perenne
Lineage: Eukaryota; Viridiplantae; Streptophyta; Magnoliopsida; Poales; Poaceae
Product: CEN-like protein 2
Source: RefSeq, a predicted model, not a curated record
AAUAUUAGCAACAACCAUCAGGUUAUAUUUCCUCAUUCCUCAAGACUGUUUACCUAGUGCUUCGACUUGCUAGUUACCUGUCAGCUGUAGAUAUUUGGCAUCGAUCAUCACCGCCUUUUCAGUUCAAGUUAGCUAGCUAGACAUGGCUAGGGUGGUGGAGCCUCUCAUCGUCGGAAAGGUGAUCGGGGAGGUCAUCGACAACUUCACCCCCACUGAGAAGAUGACAGUAACCUACAGCUCCAACAAGCAGGUGUUCAAUGGCCACGAAUUCUUCCCGUCCGCAGUCGUCUCCAAGCCACGCAUUGAGGUCCAGGGUGGCGACAUGAGAUCCUUCUUCACACUGGUCAUGACGGACCCAGAUGUGCCAGGGCCUAGCGACCCAUACCUGAGGGAGCAUCUCCACUGGAUCGUCAAUAAUAUUCCAGGCACCACUGAUGCUUCUUUUGGAAAGGAGGUGGUGAGCUACGAGAACCCCAAGCCCAACAUCGGCAUUCACAGGUUCACAUUCGUGCUGUUCAAGCAGAAGCAGCGGCAGACAAUGAGCCCUCCCUCCAGCAGGGACUACUUCAACACUCGCCGCUUCGCUGCCGCGAACGAUCUUGGCCUCCCAGUCGCUGCCGUCUACUUCAACGCGCAGCGGGAGACAGCUGCGCGCCGCCGCUGAUGGAAACAAUCAGCGAAAUCCUUAUUCUCGCCCAUGCAUGGCGCAUGCAUGCAAACCUAUGGAUCAACCAAUAGCUCUACUACUAGCUACCCUUUAUGUCUUCAUUCAAAUAAGAGUUUGCUUGUGAGCGUCUUGGCUCUACUGUUUCUUGGUAGUCUGUCUACGGUUCAGUUCUUCAGCCAAUUUAGUUACUAGUCAAUCUGUGAACUAGUGUACGUCGCAGAGUACAUCUGCUACUAGUGUGCAUUUAGCUCAGCUCCUAUUUUUGGAGACGAUCCAAGAUACGGUGUGAUGGCAAAAUAGUUGGUACUAGUGUUGACUGGGACCCAGGGAGCAGAUUGAUAGCUGAAGACCGUCGACGUGUCUGGUGGUGAAAGGAGGAGAAGGCACUGGCACUGGCCAUGGCCCUAGCCCCUAGUACUCCAGGACAGUCUCCCAGUAACCUACUAUUUUGUCAUGUCUGUGCAUGCAUGUGUGGCUGCUAGCUCACUGCAGCUUAUAGCUUGCAGUGUACUACUUUGUACCUGAUCCUUUGUAAGUUGUGAGCAUUAUCUGGCCAUCCUCUUCGAGCUUUACUGUAUGACAAGACAAAUGCAUUGAUA